GAUGUUUUAAAAGGAAAAGAAAGAACGAAAGCAUUCUUUUUAUAAACUCAAUAAGGCUAUCCCUCAUAACGGGUCCUAGUUCAGAUUUGUGACGGGUCCAUGGUUCCACACGAGUUGCUGCAAAGGAGGAAAAAAGGGGAAUAAAAACCAAAACAAAACAAAAAAGGAACAAGCAUAACGGUGAGGUCUUUGACUGGUGUGUGCCGUGCAUGCCCCAUAUUUGAAAAAGCGUCCCAGGCCGAGCAGGUUGUGCAAAACUAAGGCUCUACCAGAGAGAAGACAGCUUUCACUUGUGGAAUUUAAACAGUUCAGGUUGUGGGAAGAAUAAUGAUGGAAAAGUCAAAAGUUGCUGUCGACGAGAGUGCCAGUGUGGAUUACAGAAAUGACUCCAAUAGCAUCGUUAGUUUGCCACCAGCGUACGACAAGCCCGUGUCGACGACAUUGAAGGUGGCCCGCAUCCUCUCUGUGACACUGCUGGCAGUGACCACCAUCAUUGGCAUCAUGGUGCUGCUCGGGAUUUACAUACACCAAGGAUACCAAUGCCAGUGCGACAGAGAAGUAGUAUCUGCUAGUCAACUGCAGCCUGUUUCUGCCGCCAGAAUCGACAGGAUGGAUCACGAGCCCACCUACACUACUGACGAUAAAGAACCACAAGCUAAAGGCAAAGGUGGCAUGUCCGUUCCACUCAAGCUAGAACUCGAUGCUGCUCUUGGGACUGUUCUGAAGGAUCCAAAGAACAAAAAGGCUGAAGUCAACUGCGUGGCAGAAACUAGAAAAGCUAGUCAAGUUAUUCAUCAGGAUCCCAAAAUGCUGAUGACUCCUUUCGGCAACUUCAGCACUGACCCGAAACUCGUCCAAUUGAUGGGAGAGAGAGUUGUACUCUCAUGCAUAUCCGCAGUCAAGCCGCCCAAGAAGUCAUCCAAGUCCAAAAAGGCAGCCGUCAAGGUAGAUGCUGCUGGACUUCUACCUCGUCCAAGAAGAUCAACCAAAGAAAUGUGCUCCUGCAACUGUGACUGCUGAAGAAUCAUCACCCAUUUGAGAAAGAACAGAUGAGUUUAGCUGUUGCAUUGAAGUUCCAAACUCAUUUCAAAUCGAAAGACUGCAUACGAGUUGUUGAAUAUCAAAAAUUCUUUUGUAAACGAACAUAAGUUGUUUCUCAAGUGAUAAUAUUUUAUUAUAUUUUAUUUGAUGGGUGUAAAAGAUUUUUUAUAGUAUUUUAUUUACUGUCAAAAUUUUAUUUCAAUGAUUAUUGAAAAAAAAUUGCCAUUGCUUAUAACUAUAACUUAAUAAGAAACUUACAUUGAACUUUAAAACAUCAAAAAAAAUUGAUGUAGUUUUAAAGGGGGGAAAUAUGCAAUUAAUUUUAAUAAUUUCUAAUUUUAUUUUUUAACUGUAACCUUGACUGAUAUCGAAAUUAAUCACUGAAAAAUAUUAUAUUUCGAUGUAUAUUUUUCUUUUUUGUAUAUGAAGAUCUCCAUUUCAAUUUUUAUAUUCUUUUUAGAUUAUUCUACUUAGAUUAUUGUCAUUUGAAAUAUAUUUUUUACAAACAUUAUGCAUUCCAAGUGCAAUAGCAAUUCAUGUUUCAUAUGAUAACUUUUUCAUGCACAAUUUUAUGUUUUUUUUACAUAAUCACUUAAAAAAGUGUUUACUAUAGUAACCUUUAUACUAUCUUCAUGCUAAUUGGAAUGUAUAUCUAUAUAACUCUUAAUUAGUGAUGGAAAUGUAUCACACUUAUCAAUCGAACAAAAUAUUCGAUACAUAUUAUGAAUAAAUUUUCUUUUUUCUUUA
Argiope bruennichi is the source of this 1788-nucleotide messenger RNA. RefSeq lists its product as uncharacterized. Bases 328 to 1020 code for a protein of 230 amino acids. Lineage: Eukaryota; Metazoa; Arthropoda; Arachnida; Araneae; Araneidae. The record is from RefSeq and is a predicted model, not a curated record. The transcript has 6 exons.